GCACUUUGGUGACCUCGGGAGGCGGGGCGGACGCACUGGCGACACAGACCCCCAAGAACGCGAGCAGCGCCGCGCCGCCUGACCGGGCUCUACCUGAAGCCACGACGCACCUGCACUUACGGAGCCUGACUGCACAUGAAAGCUCCCAAGACGCUGCGUUCCGCUUCGCGAGUUUUCCGCGGCGCCCCACGCCAGGGCGACGAGAUUAUGUAAAUGAGUGGAUUCCGGCGGAGCUAUCGUAUUGGCCAGCAGGACAAUGUGUGCCUGAGCCAAUCAAAGUGCUCCGUGGACAAUCGGCGUUCUGUCUAUAAAAGGGUGAGGCGGCGGCGUCUCGGGCGACUUUCCUGGUCGCCAGGCGGGAGGUUUCUGUCGUUAGUUCUGCGGGCUGCCGUCGCUGUCAUGUCUGGUCGUGGCAAGCAAGGAGGCAAGGCCCGCGCCAAGGCCAAGUCGCGCUCGUCCCGCGCUGGCCUGCAGUUCCCGGUGGGGCGAGUGCACCGCCUGCUGCGCAAAGGCAACUACGCGGAGCGGGUGGGGGCCGGCGCGCCCGUCUACAUGGCGGCGGUCCUGGAGUACCUGACCGCCGAGAUCCUGGAGCUAGCGGGCAACGCGGCUCGGGACAACAAGAAGACGCGCAUCAUCCCCCGUCACCUGCAGCUGGCCAUCCGCAACGACGAGGAGCUGAACAAGCUGCUGGGCAAAGUCACCAUCGCCCAGGGCGGCGUGUUGCCCAACAUCCAGGCCGUGCUGCUGCCUAAGAAGACGGAGAGUCACCACAAGGCGAAGGGCAAGUGAGGCUGGCGUCCGUCAAGCGCAGCCCGGCCCGCGUCUCGAAGGGGCACCUGCGAACUCAAAAGGCUCUUUUCAGAGCCACCCACGUUUUCAAAUAAAGGAGUUGUGAACGCCGGC
Molecule: messenger RNA, 906 nt
Organism: Saimiri boliviensis boliviensis (Bolivian squirrel monkey)
Lineage: Eukaryota; Metazoa; Chordata; Mammalia; Primates; Cebidae
Product: histone H2A type 2-A
Cellular component (GO): nucleosome
Molecular function (GO): DNA binding; protein heterodimerization activity; structural constituent of chromatin
Source: RefSeq, a predicted model, not a curated record